Messenger RNA from Marmota flaviventris (yellow-bellied marmot), 1338 nucleotides. RefSeq names its product interleukin 1 receptor associated kinase 1 binding protein 1 (gene Irak1bp1). Gene Ontology annotation, biological process: immune response; positive regulation of canonical NF-kappaB signal transduction. NCBI's taxonomy places the organism in Eukaryota, Metazoa, Chordata, Mammalia, Rodentia, Sciuridae. The record is from RefSeq and is a predicted model, not a curated record.
GGUCAGCCCGGAGUUGCCAUGGAAACCCAGAGGCCCUAGUUAUGUCGCUGCAGCGGCCUCCUCCGUCGCGCGUGUUCGUAGAACUGGUUCCUUGGGCUUCUCGGGGCCAGGAAAACAAUUUGAUCACUGGCGGAGAAACGCGGCCCAAUGUCUGCCGCCCCUUUUCCUCAACACAGGCCCAAGCCGCGACCCGCGAAGUGCACGUCAGCGGCACUGCGGAGGUGUCUGCUAGUCCUGACCGGGCACAAGUGGCAGUGCGAGUGAGCAGCACCAAGGAGGCAGCGUCGGAGGCUAAGAAGAGUGUUGGCCGUCGCCUAGACUACAUCAUGCAGUGUCUCCAGCAGCAGGGAUUGCAGGCAGAAAAUGUAACUGUGACAAAGGAUUUUAGAAGAGUGGAAAAUGCUUAUCACAUGGAAGCAGAAGUUUGCCUUACAUUUACUGAAUUUGGAAAGAUGCAAAAUAUUUGUAAUUUCCUCGUUGAAAAGCUAGAUAGCUCUGUUGUCAUCAGUCCACCCCAAUUCUAUCAUACUCCAGGCUCUGUUGAGAAUCUUCGACGGCAAGCCUGUCUUGUUGCUGUUGAGAAUGCAUGGCGCAAAGCUCAAGAAGUCUGUAACCUUGUUGGCCAAACCCUAGGAAAACCUUUACUAAUCAAAGAAGAAGAAACAAAAGAAUGGGAUGGCCAACCAGAUAAUCAUCAGUCAUCCUCAAGUUCAUUAACUGUACAACAAAAAAUCAAAAGUGCAACAAUACAUGCUGCUUCAAAAGUACUUAUAACUUUUGAGGUGAGAGUCCUGGAAACAACACUGCAACCCACACACAGCUGACUGAGAACACCUGCUGCAGCUCUGAGGAGAACUGGACAGAUUCCCCCUCUCACCCCAGGAGAGCUGCCCUGCUGGCAAGAAGAGUGAAAAAACCACAGCAGGGUCCACCCUGCUUCUCUGUGUAAACUAGAAUAUUCAAAAAGUGGUAGACAGGCAGCAGCAGACAGAAUAAUAUACUUCUUGAAAGAUAGCAUGGCCCGGGUAGAUCCUGUAACAUGACUUCUAGAAGUCUAUAUGGAGGUAGUACUUUUAAUGCUGUUUUCAGUCUUAACACAAUUCUUAUCCAUAUUUUUGUACACCCUUUAAUACUUAGGUUAAUAUCAAGACUAGAAAGACACCUGUAUAAUCUAAAGAAUUUUUCAAAAUCCUGGGCUUGAACCCAGGCCUUAUGCAGGCUAUGGAAUGUAGUGUACCUGUACUGCUACACUUGCAAGCAACUGCAUCUGUGAAGAAGUGGCAAAGGCCAAAAUUUAUCAAGUGCUUGAAAUUAAUAAAACACAUGAUAAUUAGCAAA